Molecule: messenger RNA, 2069 nt
Organism: Anas platyrhynchos (mallard)
Lineage: Eukaryota; Metazoa; Chordata; Aves; Anseriformes; Anatidae
Gene: NECAP2
Product: NECAP endocytosis associated 2
Biological process (GO): endocytosis
Cellular component (GO): membrane; clathrin vesicle coat
Source: RefSeq, a predicted model, not a curated record
UGCCGCUGCCGAUGGCGGUGCCGGGGCGGUUCCUUGGCCCCCCCCCGCUCCCUCCCCCGGCGAUGGCGGCAUCGGGGGAGCCGUACGAGGCGGUUCUGUGCGUCAAGCCGGCCGUGCACGUCUACCGCCUGCCCCCGCGGGCCUCCAACCGCGGCUACAGGGCCGCCGAGUGGCAGCUGGAGCGCCCGGCAUGGAGCGGCCGCCUGCGCCUCACCGCCCGCGGCAGCACCGCCUUCAUCCGCCUGGAGGACAGGGCCUCGGGAGAGCUUUUUGCCCAGGCACCCGUGGAGCAGUUCCCCAGCAUCGCUGUGGAGAGCGUGAUGGACUCCAGCCGCUAUUUCGUCAUCCGCAUCGAGGACGAGAACGGCCGCCGAGCUUUUAUUGGAGUCGGAUUUGUCGACCGAGGGGAUGCUUUUGACUUCAACGUAGCUCUGCAGGACCAUUUCAAGUGGGUGAAGCAGCAGAGCGAGCUGGCCAAGCAGGCCGAGAACCCUGACCAGGGACCCAAACUGGACCUGAGCUUCAAGGAGGGGCAGACCAUCAAACUGAACAUUGCGAAUAUGAAGAAAAAGGAAGGAGCAACGGGGAACACCAGGCCACGUCCCGCAGGUCCUGGGGGCCUGAGCUUGCUCCCGCCACCUCCUGGAGGAAAAUCAUCUUCCUCUGCAGCUUUUCCUUCUGGAGAGCAGCCGUCGUCCUCGCUCUCUGCGCCUGUCCAGCUUCCAGGCACGCCCAUCACAGACUCCCUCCUGUCCUGGCCGCAGCCCGCUGCUGCUCCCGCUGCCCCUGCCACCGACGCCUGGGGCGACUUCACCAAAGCUUCAGGGUCAGCGUCUAACCAGACACAGGCGAAUGCCGGCUGGGUGCAGUUCUGAGCCAGCCCCCUCGUCCGCUCUGCCCCGCGCGGGUGCUGGGGGAGGAUCACGCGGAUUCCACGGGACCAAAGCAGGGGAGGGAGGUGCUCCCUUCCCCUCAGAGCUAGCACGCUGCUUCAGGACACCCCGCACCUCGUUUCUGGUGGCAUUGUACUCCCCUAGUCUUCCCCAGGCAAGAAGUGAGACCCCCAAGCCCGGCGCUGGGGUUAAAAUGCAGAAGUAGGAGCUGGAGAGCAAACGAGCACGUGCCUUAAAACACUCCGUGCCAGCGCCCUCAAACGUGGGGGCUCUUUUAUUUUCUGCCUGGCUCGCAGCGAACCUGUGAGGCUUCAGUGAUCUUUUCUGUGCCUUCCUUCCCCUCUUACUGCACUAACACGGCUGCAGGAAGCCAGCAGCUUCAUCGCCCUGCGUCUCCUUAACGGCCUGAGGGCGGGAGGGUGCUCAGAGCUCUGCUGGAGGGCUCUGAUUUGUUUGCAGUGCCUUUGCUGGCCGAUUUGGGCAAUUUUUUACUAGAAGCCUAUGCAAUAGAGGCGGGUUGUGGUGUGCAGCAUAGGGCUGCCUCCGUCACAGCCCCCUCGGAGACUUCCCCGCUUUCUCCUCGUGUAUUUGUGAAAUCUUUCCUCUCUGGCAAGCAGCAGGGCACAUCCUCCUGGAGGCUUCCUGCGUGCAGAGUCCUGCUUUAUCUCCCGCUCCCGGAGGUGCCUUUGCAUUGUGCCAAGCGUCCUGCUCUGAGCGUCCUGCGGGGUGCUGAGCAUCACCUGAUGGUUUCUGAGCACUUCCCUGGAGGGGGAGAGCAGGGCUGCUGCCUGGAGAGAAAGGCGAGCGCAAUGCUGAAAUUCUUUCUUGCUCCAAUCAGGGUUUUUCCCCUCUGUUUUGAAGAUAUAUUUUUACUUUUUGCAGGCAUUUUAUUAAUCAAAUAUAUAUGCAAUGAAGGACAGACUUGGUUUCUUUAACAGAGCUGGGCUUGAGAUUCCUCUUUAAAAAAUAAAUAUUUUCUUACCUAUUUAUAUUAAGGUGAAGGCCUUCCACAGCACGAAGUUCUAUUUUUUCAGUGUUUCAGACUUUUUAUUAUUUCCAUUUUCAACUGGAGGGUAAGCAUUUGCAUUUCAGAGCUUAACUUUGCCUGGCGGCACGCGGGACCAGGUGAGAGAUGUGACACUUCGAAGCAAACAAUAAAAUCAUCUGGAUGCCAAA